UCCUCUUUUGUCUCUGUGUAAACUCGGUGCAUUUGGUUCUUCGUUAAUCUUGCCUCUUACUCGAACUCAAUUUAAGGAUUUUUUGGUUCUUUCGAGGUUUUGUAAUUUUUGAGGCACAACUUUUUUUUGGGCUUAAAGCCACUACUUAGGGUUGAGCCUCGAUUUGUAUAUCUGAAUUCUGAACCAUGGGAUCGGGAGAACCUUCUAGAACUUCAACCAAUGCCGGAAACAGUGACGGCGGUGGCGCAUCAACUUCCGGCAGCAGCGUCAAGAGAUUUCCGCUCGCAGCGCAGCCGGAGAUUAUGAGAGCCGCCGAGAAAGAUGACCAGUAUGCCUCCUUCGUCUAUGAAGCUUGCCGUGAUGCUUUUCGUCACCUCUUCGGUACAAGAGUAGCUGUAACUUACCAGAAUGAGGCAAAACUCUUAGGGCAGAUGCUCUAUUAUAUGCUGACAACAGGUGCAGGGAAGCAAACAUUAGGAGAAGAAUACUGUGAUAUCACUCAGGUUGCAGGACCAUAUGGACUUUCGCCAACACCUGCAAGACGUGCUCUUUUUAUUUUCUAUCAGUCAGCUGUUCCAUAUAUUGCAGAAAGAGUCAGUUCUAGAGCAGCUUCCCAUGGCAUCACCCUGGCUGAUUCAAUGGUGGAUUAUGCAUUUAGGGAUGAUCCUACUUCAAGCAACGAAGCUGAGGCAUCACCCACUUUUGAGAUACGCUCAUCUUCAACAUCCACUCCAUCAAUUUCAGCUUUUUCAAGAUUGAAAGCCAAGAUAAGGGAUUUCUGGUUGUAUACAGUUCGAAGGUGGCCUUCGAUGCUUCCCCUUGCUCGUGAAAUCUUGCAAUUGGUUAUCCGGGCCAAUCUCAUGUUCUUCUAUUUUGAAGGACUUUAUUAUCAUAUAUCAAAACGUGCUGCAGGCAUACACUAUGUGUUCAUUGGAAAACCUAUGAACCAGCGACCUAGAUAUCAAAUACUAGGGGUCUUCCUUCUAAUUCAAUUAUGUAUUCUUGCUGCUGAAGGUCUGAGACGUAGUAGUUUAUCAUCGGUUUCAACUUCUGCUCAACAAGCACCCUUUGGAACCUAUCAAACUUCUGCAGGCCGAGGUUUACCUGUUUUAAAUGAGGAAGGCAAUCUAAUAACUGCAGAAACUGAGAAGUAUGGAUUGGUUGCUGAAUCCACAUCAACCUCAGAGUCUCAAGGAAACAGUCCAAGCAAAUGUACGCUUUGCCUAAGCAGCCGCCAACAUCCAACAGCCACACCUUGUGGUCAUGUAUUUUGCUGGAACUGCAUAAUGGAAUGGUGCAAUGAAAAGCCUGAAUGUCCCCUUUGUCGUUCUCCCGUAACACAUUCAAGCUUGGUUUGUCUGUAUCAUUCAGAUUUUUAGUCACGGCUAGGGUGAAAUAUUGCAAAAAGAUAUCUGCAAAAUAAAUCACCAAGCACAGGUCUGUUGUGUCAAGAAAAGAUUCAAUAGUCUACUUGAUGACGAAAAAUACGAGAUCCUGUUUUCUUUUCUGUUGCUCACACACAGCUCUGGAAGUGCUGUUGAGGUAAACUGGUGGUUGUGAGCCGUGUAAGUAAGGAGAGUUUUGCAACUAAUUUACCACGAGUCGAUGAGAAACUUUGGCGGAUCAUUUUAUCGAAAGCAAGCACGUAACAACUUUACUUGCUUUACACACUGAACAACAAUCAUUAGAUUUUCCUUCACAGGAAUGGAUCAAUUACUGUUUGGUAUGAUCGGUACAUGUGAUGUAAUACAAGAAUUUGCUUGGUAUGUUUUUUCCAGCAUUCGUCGACCGGGUAUGAGAAAUAAAAAUUGAAAUGAAAUGUAA
This is a messenger RNA of Solanum pennellii, 1824 nucleotides long. Its product is annotated as peroxisome biogenesis factor 10. The record is from RefSeq and is a predicted model, not a curated record. The transcript is spliced from 11 exons. Gene Ontology annotation, biological process: protein import into peroxisome matrix. Gene Ontology annotation, molecular function: zinc ion binding. The coding region runs from base 186 to 1379 and encodes 397 amino acids. Gene Ontology annotation, cellular component: peroxisomal membrane. Lineage: Eukaryota; Viridiplantae; Streptophyta; Magnoliopsida; Solanales; Solanaceae.